Messenger RNA from Rangifer tarandus platyrhynchus (Svalbard reindeer), 534 nucleotides. The record is from the annotation of a GenBank genome assembly. NCBI's taxonomy places the organism in Eukaryota, Metazoa, Chordata, Mammalia, Artiodactyla, Cervidae.
AUGCUCCGUGGCUUACUUAGCAUCCUCUGCUUCAUCACACCACCGGACCCAGGACAGAUAACCCGAAGCGGGCUGCGCUCUCGCCUGUCCCCGCUGCAAACAGGCCAGGCCGGGCUGGGGGGCGCCGCUCCCGGCCUGAGCGGGGCAGCUGCCCUCUGCGGCAGACGACGGUGCGCGAUUCCAGCUCCAGCGCCCCGGCUGCCCGGCGGCCAGCGCGCCCUCCUGGUGCAGCAGGCGGGCGCUGUGACGUUCCCGGAUAAAUGCCGUGUAACUGUCGCGCAGCUCGCCAGUCCCUCCGUUUGCCCGGCGCCGGGGGAGGGUCGGGAGGCAUCUCCAGGGCCCCGGGGCUCUGCGGAGCUGAGAAGAGGUUCUGGAGGGGAAUGGUACAUCUGGAUUCCAGCAGCCGCGGCUCGGCGCCAGAUCCCAGACUGUAGAGAUUUUGGCGGGGGAGGGGAGAGCGCGAAGGAGCGAGCGACAGAGAGCGCGCAGCGCGCUCGGACCGGAGCUGCCGGGUUCCGCGCGGAGAAGAUGUAA